GACGACGCCCAAACACAAAAACGAAAAGCCCUUUUGACGAAUGACGAUUCAGUGCAGGGUUUAACCUAAAUUUUCAAAUAAAUAAUGAAUAGAAUAUUAGGUAAUAAAAAAGAAGAAGAAGCAGCAGAAAUGGAAGAAGAACGACUCAAAGACGCCAUCCCAGCUUCCCAUAAGCUAGGAAGCCAGAGGGCUAAACCAUGGCCUCGUCCUCUAAUCCCCACUUCAUCUUCGCCGUCAUCGUCUCCUUGAUCGCCAUUACUGCUCCGAUCGGCGUCUCUCAACCCGCAGCCCCGUCGCCGGCGGCCGAUGCCUGCAACGGCAUCUUCCUGUCCUACGCCUACACCUCCGGGUCUCAGCUCCCGCCAAUCCGCAAGUCCGAUCCGGCCCAGCAGGCUUACAGGUUCGAAUCCACACUCACAGUGCUCAACAACGGCCUCGAGGAUCUUAAAUCGUGGAUGGUUUUUGUGGGGUUUCAGCACGACGAGUUUCUAGUGUCUGCUUCUAAUGCCGUGCUGGCCGACGGGAGUAGUCUCCCUACGGGUGUCGGAAACGGCACCGUUUUCGCCGGGUACCCCUCGACGGAUCUCAAGACGGCGAUCGAGACCGCCGGCGAUGCGACCCAGAUGGGGGUCCAGAUCGAUUUGGUGGGGACCCAAUUCGGAGUGAAGGCACCAAAUGUUCCUAUGCCUUCCAACAUAUCGCUGGCUAAUGAUGGGUUCGUCUGCCCUAAACCCACUAUGCAAGGAAAGAGUCAGAUGCAAGUCUGUUGCACAAAGGAUCCAAAGUUUACAUCAAAUGACACCGUGACUGAAAAAUUUCUGCCUCGCCAGAGUGGUGAUCUUACAAUACUGUAUGAUGUGACCAGAACAUACGAGUCAAAUUAUUGGGCACAAGUUACAAUUGAAAACCAUAAUCCUCUUGGUCGUCUUGAUAAUUGGAGAUUAAGUUGGGACUGGAUGAGGGAUGAAUUUAUCUAUAUCAUGAAAGGGGCUUAUCCAGAUAUUGUUGAUUCAUCUGAAUGCAUUUUUGGCAGGCAAGGUGAGUACUACCAGCAACUUGACUUUUCCACUGUUUUGAAUUGUGAAAGAAGGCCAACAAUUGUUGACCUGCCUCUAACAAAAGCCAAUGAUACGACCCUUGGGAAGAUCCCUUUUUGUUGCCGGAAUGGUACAAUCUUGCCACCAUCAAUGGACCCAAGCAAGUCAACUUCUGUUUUUCAAAUAAAUGUCUUCAAAAUGCCACCCGAUCUCAAUCGGUCCCAGCUUUCCCCACCUCAGAACUGGAGGAUCAAUGGCACAUUGAACCCAGAUUAUAAAUGUGGCCCUCCGGUGCGGGUGAGCCCUAGCCUAUUCCCAGAUCCUAGUGGGUUACCAUCAGAUUCAACAGCUGUUGCAAGCUGGCAAGUAGUCUGCAACAUCACAGAACCAAAGGGAGCAAGCCCCAAAUGUUGUGUAUCAUUUUCUGCAUAUUACAAUGAUUCUGUGAUCCCUUGCAAAACUUGUGCUUGUGGGUGUCCUAGUAAGAAAGGCCGAACUUGUAGUACCACUGCUCCAGCUAUUCUUCUUCCAUCAGAGGCCCUUCUAGUUCCAUUUGAGAACCGAACUGCCAUGACUCUAGCUUGGGCUGCAAUUAAACACCGGACGGUGCCAAGUCCCUUGCCCUGUGGAGAUAACUGUGGUGUCAGCAUCAACUGGCAUUUAUAUACUGACUACAAUCGCGGAUGGAGUGCAAGGGUCACAAUUUUUAACUGGGAUGAAAAUAAUUUUGCUGAUUGGUUUGCUGCAGUUCAAAUGGGCAAGGCAGCUCCCGGUUUUGAAGCAAUGUACUCAUUCAAUGGAACUACCUUGGAUGUGAAUGGUGAAAAUAAUACCAUAUUCAUGCAGGGUCUCCCAGACUUGAACUACCUUGUGGCAGAAACAGAUGGAGCCAACCCAGAGAGUCCUAGAGUGCCUGGAAAACAACAGUCUGUGAUCUCCUUCACAAAGAAAACAACCCCUGGAAUCAAUGUGGCUGGUGGGGAUGGGUUCCCCACGAAAGUUUUCUUCAAUGGAGAGGAGUGCUCGCUUCCCUCUGUAUAUCCAAUGAGUGCUGCUGGUAGAAAGAGCUUUGCCAUGGGCAUUUCAGCUCUUGUAACUGUACUGGUUUUCAUGUUAAUCCAGCAGGCCCUGGAAUUUCUCUAAUCACCCAGAUGACUUGAAAUUUGAAACCAGCGCCAGUACAUGGGAGGAAGUUGUGUUUUGGUUUGGCUUGACAUGCCAAUAUUGAUAUGCCUGUUCUGAGAGGAUGGUCAUAUUUUGUGUUCAUGAUCUAGCCAUAUGAUGUAGAAUUUGUACGUGUAUACAAACAAACAUUGAACAAUAUUUCCCAGUUCAAUUCUGUCUGUGUCCCUUCUGUGUCAUCACUUUCAUUUGUAUUCCCCUCUGUGGACUAGGGAAUGAAGAAUAUCAGAUUUUGAGCAA
Molecule: messenger RNA, 2459 nt
Organism: Malania oleifera
Lineage: Eukaryota; Viridiplantae; Streptophyta; Magnoliopsida; Santalales; Ximeniaceae
Product: COBRA-like protein 7
Exons: 4
Coding region: 198-2180 (660 amino acids)
Biological process (GO): cellulose microfibril organization
Cellular component (GO): membrane
Source: RefSeq, a predicted model, not a curated record